CCCCCCACCCGCCCGUACGCGAACGCGGCGACGAUGCUUCUCCCCAACCCCUCGUAGCCUCCACCCCACGGCCCCCAUCCGCGGCCUCCUCUCCCGUUCCCCCCUUCCGUUUCCCUUCCUCCCGCUUCGCUUCCCGAUUCAGCUCGCAACGCCGCCGCCUUCGCUGACCUCGCGCGGGCGCGGGCCGAUUCAAGCCCGCCGCUACAGGGAUUUCGGGAGAAUUUUGGGGCUAGCGGGGGUGUGAACAGAGCCCGCGGCUCUGCCUUUUGUCGUCCACUGUUUCGCGUCAAUUCUCGCUCGAAAAGGCAAGUUCCUGCUGAUUUGGGCGGAAUUCGCCGAGUCCCGGGUCGGGAUCCGUCGAUUUGGGUUCGGCUCGGGGGCGAUUGAGUUCUGAUUUCCCGGAUUUGGUGUGCAGGCAUGGGGACGGGGGAGGGGCCGCCGCCGGCGAGGCGAGAAAUCAGCGCUAGGCGGCGGCGGUGGCUAGACGGGGACUACGACGACGACGAGGAGUAUGUGCUGGAGGAGGAGGAAGAGGAUUAUGCGGAGGAGCUCUCCGCCUCGAGCGCCGGGGAGGAGGGGGAGGGUUCUGACGCGGAAUACCAGCAGGACGAAGAGGAAGAGGAGGAGGAGAUCGAGACGCCGCGGCCGAAGCGACCGGUAAAGGGCAGCGACCGCGGGCGGAAGGGGAAAGUGGAUCCGGCUGCUGCGCGAUCUCGGCGCCGGAAGUACGAGGAGGACGAGGACUACGAGGAGGAGGUCGAGGAAGAGGAGGAAGUGGAGGAGUACCGCGAUGAGCUGGAGGAGGUCGAGGAGGAGGAGGAGGCGCCGCCGCGGCCGAAGAGCCUUGCGAAAUGUGGUGGCCGUAGCCGAAAUGUGAAGCCACCUACUGCGGCGAAUCGAUCUCAUCAGCGAAGGCACUUGGACGACGAGGAUAUGGACUUUGACCCUGAGUUGGAUGACGAGGAGGAUGAGUUAGAUGAGGACAUCGAUUUCGAUCCUGAAGCGGACGACGACGAUGAGGAUGAGUACCAAGAUGAGGAGGAAGAGGAACUGUCUGCUAUCCGUGCCAGAAAGGUUACUGUUAAGAAUCUGGCGAAGCAAAAGUCUGUUUCAAAGCGGCGAACGCUGAAGAAGAAGAAGAAAAAUAAGGGAUCUAAGGCUUCUGGGAAGAAGUCGGCUUCAGCUAAAGCGAAGAAGUCUGCUCCUGUUAGACGGCGUAGAAAGCGUUCAAUGAUUGACGAAUAUGAGGAGGAUGAGGAUGAGGAUGAGGAUGAUGAUGACUUCAUUGUGGAGGAUGAACGCCCCAGGAAGAAGGCCAGGAAAAGGAAUGGGAGGGAGGCAGAGUUGGACGCUGAAGUAUCACCUGUUGAGGAAGAGACAUGGCCAAACCUUGAGUCAGACACAUCAGACUUUGAGUUUGCAACAUCUGACGAGGAACAUAACAAUGUUGAGACACCGGUAGUUGAGCAGAUUACCGUCAAAAAGGGGAGGAAGAAGAGGAUAUCUGGAUCUGAGUCGUCUUCUGAUUCUGAAUUCGUUGUAUCAGAUAAGGAAUUGGAGGAUUUGAGGGAGACUGAGCUUCCAAAGCCUGUGCCAAUAAUGCUCCCUGCAUCGAUGAGAAGGAUUUGUAUUACAAGGCAUGGAGAAGGCAAGGGUAAGGAGAAACAGGAACAAGAGGAGGCUGGGAAGCCAAUAUGCGGGAUCUGCCUCUCGGAGGAACAGAGAGCUACUGUGCAGGGCGUCCUCAAUUGUUGCUCACACUACUUUUGCUUCGGGUGCAUCAUGGAAUGGUCUAGAGUUGAGUCAAGGUGCCCAUUGUGUAAGCAGCGGUUCACUACAAUCACCAAGUCGUCAAAGGUGGAUCUUGGUCUUGGAGUGAGGAAAGCUGUAAUCAAGGUCGAAGAGCGUGACCAGGUUUAUCAGCCCACUGAAGAGGAAAUAAGGCGUUGGUUAGAUCCAUAUGAGAAUGUCGUGUGUAUAGAGUGCAAUCAAGGUGGCGAUGAUAGUCUCAUGCUACUAUGCGACAUUUGUGAUUCCUCAGCGCAUACUUAUUGUGUUGGCUUGGGAAGGGAAGUGCCUGAAGGAAAUUGGUACUGUGGAGGAUGUAGACUUGGUGAUGAGGGACCGUCCUAUACCGGAAUUCAGCGCACCGUGGCUUAUGAAAGACAAAAUUACAGAAAUCAUGUUGAUAGUAGUUCUGUUAGUUUUGGCACAGCUGCACCUAGUGGCACAUUGGAAAGGCCGCCAUCAAUCAACCCUCGCCGAUCUUUUCAAGGGAUUGAUCUAAAUCUAUCCCCAAGAGAGUUUCCUGGGGAAACUCAUCCUGCUGAAUCACAAGUUUCAACUGAUAGUGUAUCAACUCCCACUGGUAGGCGUGCAACUCUUUCAGGAAGGCGUCAAAUACAUCGAUAUAUUCGGAUUUUGCUAACUAGACCAAGGCCACCGAGUAGACAAGACGCAUACCAUAAUAUUGCACAGCACAGUGGUGGUGUACCAAGAACUGAACCAAACCGUCGUAACUUCCCGUCUUCAUCAGAAGAAAACACAUCACACAGUAUGCCUGAUGGCAUUCAGAACCAUCACAAUGGCCUUCCAUUUGUUCAAGCUCACAACAAUUUUGCUCCAUGCAUGUCCCUCGAUGGUGAUGAAGGUGUCAAGAGCAACCUCAGGAACAUAUAAUACAAGCCCCCUUGUUAGAAUGCCAUUCUACCGUGUGAAGCUUACUAAGGGAGCAACAUGUGCCAUUUUUAUUGGCUUGUGGAAUUGAACAUAGCAAGCGUAUGCCUGUUGCGUCACCUUAACACCCUCCCAGAAUUUACACCCAUGCUCCCAUUUUAGCGAUGCAGGCAUUUCUCAUUGGAAAUGGCUGGUCGAUGUGGUCCGGCUCGUUGUGGGAGAUGUGGUCAAUGACAUAACAUACAUGCUUUUUCUCGGGGCCCUUUGUUUAAGUUUAGGCAUUUUUUGUUGUUAUUGCCAUUCUCAAUUCAUUCGGUCAUUAAACACAACAUCGAAAGAUCACACAGCAACAAAGGCUGGAUAGCUUCAUAUUUAUACACUGUAACAUUGUGGGGACACCAUUUUCAUUAGGCUGAUCAUUCUUUCUCUGUCGAGACGUUCUUUUAAGAAAGGUUGCUAGCUGUUCCCAGCCUCCCUCUUCCGUACUAAGCAUGUACGUGGUGGUAAGCAUUAUCCAAAACUUUGACACUUCCA
Messenger RNA from Setaria italica (foxtail millet), 3210 nucleotides. RefSeq lists its product as uncharacterized. The transcript is spliced from 3 exons. NCBI's taxonomy places the organism in Eukaryota, Viridiplantae, Streptophyta, Magnoliopsida, Poales, Poaceae. The record is from RefSeq and is a predicted model, not a curated record. Bases 418 to 2679 code for a protein of 753 amino acids.